AUGAGUACAUCAAUCGAUCAAUCGAACGAUAUGGCGUCGACGUUUCAAAAUCCUUAUUUGCACACCAUCCGGUCAGGACGACCUGAUGUAGAACGCCAUUCCAACCCUGAGGCAUUGCUAGAGGACGACACAGAAUGGGAUGUCAAGCCAACACUGCUUCGACAGCCCACUCAACCGGCCCUUAAAACAUUGGUGUUCCGACGCAAACCUUUGAGGACGGAUAUGGCAAUUUGGAACGCGAGUCAUCCGGUUGAAAGCCCCGCGUAUUUUGCGGUCACCACAGAGUGGAAGGCCAAUACACCAGACGUAAGGCUGCACGGCGGCCCCGAUAUGAGUGGCCCUUUGCUCGGUGUGGCACAUUUUCGCCAUUCCCGACAUGUGAAGCUGGGGCUUGGAGAUCCCAUAAAUGAUCCCAAUGGCGUGGUCUGGGAAGAAAUGAAAAAUAUUUCCAAGUGGUUGACCAAGAGCAAAUAUGUGUUUGAAUUCACUGAGUCUUGCAAUUGGGAUGUGAAUGCUGCCGACGGUCCUCGGAGGAGACAUUUCAUGUGGCAGAGAACAAACGAUCCUGCCGAUGGCGUCGAAGGAAUUGCCGGCAAACUCUCGCUGCGAAAUUAUAGAUUGACGGAUCAAGACACUGGACAAGUCGUCGCGGUGUUUCUGGCAAACAACCUGAACAGUGUCAAGAAGAAAGGCGAACUUCGCAUAUUUGAAAAACUCGGCGCUAGCCUCGAGAUCGUGGUGGUCUUGACAUGUGCCAGCAUAUCGGAAAAGAUGAGCAGAGAUUAG
Molecule: messenger RNA, 786 nt
Organism: Rhinocladiella mackenziei CBS 650.93
Lineage: Eukaryota; Fungi; Ascomycota; Eurotiomycetes; Chaetothyriales; Herpotrichiellaceae
Exons: 1
Coding region: 1-786 (261 amino acids)
Source: RefSeq, a predicted model, not a curated record